AUGAAGUGUCUCGCGUUGAUAUUUAUCCUUGUUGCUGCUUUAGCGCUGUGCGCACACGCAAAACCAGAACCGGAACCUGCGAAAGUGCUGCGCGCCGUUUUUCCUCGCUCUCGCUCAUCUGGUGAUGUGAAGGAUGCACGUAAUACUAAUACUGCUGAUGACAAAAGUAAAUCUGACGUUGUCGCCGACUCCGAUGCCAAUGCCGAUGCGAAUGCCAAUGAGGAUGCCACCACCCCAAACAAAGGCUCUGGUGCAUCCAGCGGUCGUUUGUUUUUGAAAAAGCUCACGCUCUUUAAAAAUAUAUUCGGUAGUCAAGAACCCGCGGUUAUUCCGAUCAUCAUUGCCAAUUCCGGCACAGGAACAUACACCACUCCUACAUACACUUCUCCAACCAGUACAAUUACCACCACAGGCUCCAUUCCUACAGCGACGGGCAUCAUAAGCACUUCUCCUACCUCCGGUACAGGUACUGGUACAGGUACGUCGACCUCAACCGCCAGUCGGGGUGAUACGGGCCAGCGACAGCAUGAGCAGCCGGCGGAUGAGGCUGCUGUAGCCAUUGAUGAGGAACAAUUACAAGCAGCACUUGCUGCUGGCGCUCAAGAGUAUGUAGUGACAGAUCAGGAAAUUCGUGGAACUUCCGAUGCCAAGGCGACCAAGGGUCCGGCGCGCGUGAAUUUGCGACGGCCCGGCGGCAAAAAGGGCCAGUUCGUCACGGUGCGUAUACCGGCAAGAUACCGCCAGUACUUCAAGAAUGGACAAAAGGUUAUGCUAAAUACAGGUAAUCGUCCACCUAAGCGACGCGUGAUAAAAAGGAGACGCGUCAACAAAAAUCGCAGAAGGAAAGCUGGUGGAAAAAGACGUCGCGUAAAUAAUAAAUCAUAA
Messenger RNA from Rhagoletis zephyria (snowberry fruit fly), 885 nucleotides. RefSeq lists its product as uncharacterized. Lineage: Eukaryota; Metazoa; Arthropoda; Insecta; Diptera; Tephritidae. The record is from RefSeq and is a predicted model, not a curated record.